GAAUCACGAGGAGGGUAAGCCCUGCGCCUGCGCAACAGAAAGAGAGAAGGACUACGGUCUUCAGCGUUUGCUGGCGAAUUGAAGAUGUAUUAUCAGUUUAAUGGUUUUACCCAGCGCCUUACGGGCUCCAUUGCCCAGAAGGCUUAUUAUCCGCAGGGGCUGCAAGCUGCAACUCCAGUGGAGUCUGCACCUUUAAUAUUUGCCACCCCGACAAAGUCUUCUUUGGGACACGGUACUCAUGCAGUUCCUGAAUAUAUGGGCAAAAAUAAAGUCCGUGAUCUUCAGAAGCUGUUCCAGAAGCCAGAUGGCAUUCCGGUUCAUCUGAAAGGUGGAUACACUGACAGGUUACUCUACCGGAUCACCAUGGCGCUGACAAUUGGUGGAGCUAUUUACUCACUGGUUGCGCUUAUACUUGCAGCUCAGCCACAAAAGAAGUAGUGACUUAUUGGACAUUGUUAUUAAUAUCAAUAAUGUUAGAAGCACCUUAAUAAUAUAUUUACUAAUAGUAUAAUUAGUUCUGAACACGUUUAUACUAGGGAUGCACUGAAUCCUCUGUUUUUGCGAUUCGACCAAAUCCAAACACAAUUUUCAUAGGUUAAUGAUUUGAUUUAAAAUGCAUGUGUUGUGUGCGGUUACAAAUUGCUUAUGUUUGCUCUUUUUUAGGGUUCGGAUUUGGUUGAACUAGGCAUUUCGAUUAAGCUGAAUCAUGCUGAAAAAGGCUUAGAUUCAAUGCAUCCAUUGAUGCACUUGUACUUGUUACAUCUCUGAAUUUGAGUAUUAUUUUUUUGUCACAGAAUUGAUAACAUUAAUUUUGUAAACAAAAAUGCCAAAGGAAGAAAAGUUUUAAUUUAUAUUAUUAGGUAAGUAGAAUGUAACUUAUUUUGGAUUUAUUAAAUGAAGAAACAGAAGGGCACUUAUAAUCUAACUGUGAAAUGUAUUAAGUUUGAAACCGUUCAUAGUGCUGUUCUUUAUACAAUAUUCUGCGGAGGUCUUCAGUCUAAAAUAUCACUGAUUUAUUACUAGCAAUUCUGACAUGUUUCUAUCAACUUUUUAAAUCACAUUUUGGUAACACUUAGUUGUAAAUCAGAACUCUAAUAUCUGCAGUAUACUAAAAAUACAUUUCAAAAUUACUCUGAGCUCUGUUGCUACUAUUUCUUUUCAACUAUUGAACUUAGAAGGAAACUGUUCUUGAAAAAUCAACAGCAGUACUAAAAUUGUCACUUUCCUAUUUACUGUUUUUACUAUAACCACUACAAAGCCUAUAAGAAAAUGAAUCAUCUUAAUAUUUACUUCCUUGUGAGUUACACCUGAUAUUUUUAUGACUUAACUCACAUGAAGAAUUAUUUUCUGAUGUGUGUGCAAAGAGGGAAGCAAAUGAUAUAAUAAAGAUAAUUUGAAAUUAA
Molecule: messenger RNA, 1403 nt
Organism: Xenopus laevis (African clawed frog)
Lineage: Eukaryota; Metazoa; Chordata; Amphibia; Anura; Pipidae
Product: cytochrome c oxidase subunit 7A-related protein, mitochondrial
Exons: 3
Coding region: 85-438 (117 amino acids)
Source: RefSeq, a predicted model, not a curated record